GUUGAAGCUCCUUUGAAAGGAGCAAGGGCAGGACGAGAAGAAAGGAGAGAACCCACGUGAGGAGAGCCUGAGGAUGGGGAAAUCGUUCUAGACUGUGACAUCACAGCGAAGCCUGAGCUGGGACAGUGGGGCGCUGCAGCCGGGGCUUCUUACCACCGGAGGCAAGACCCUUCGCUAGGGCCCUGCCCGUGGGCCCUGCCCGAGGGCCCUGAACCCACCAUGGGCCCCAGGUUCCUCUGCUGUGUGGCCCUCUGCCUCCUGGGAGCAGGCCCCUUGGACGCAGCAGUUUUUCAGGCUCCAAAAUACCUUGUUGCACGGGUGGGGGAUACAAAGUCACUAAGAUGUGAACAGAAGCUGGGCCACGAUGCUAUGUACUGGUAUAAGCAAGACUCCAAGCAGUCGCUGAAGGUUAUGUUUGCCUACAAUAACAAGGAGCCGUUUCUAAAUGAGACGGCUUCAGGUCGCUUCUUACCAGAAUCUCCUGACAAAGCUCAUUUGAAACUUCACAUCAAGUCCCUGGAGCUCAGCGACUCUGCCGUGUAUCUCUGUGCCAGCAGCCGAGACACAGCCCUGCAAAGUCAUCGCCUCCCUCUACACAAACCCACCGGCCCAGCCAGGAAGCGGUGGGGACAACAGGUUCACCCAGCUAGAGGGAGGCUCCCUGCACCCGUCUGUGACGCCCCUGCCUGGAGUUGUAUCUACGGCACAGCCCAUAAUACCCAACAGGGUGGUUCUACAGUUCAUGCACCCAGAAGUGUUACAGAAUUCCACCCACCAGCUACAGCAGGGGUUUCUAACAAGUUCACUGAAGCACUCAGGACUCCACUCACGGGAAAGGGCCAGGCACUGAAGAUCUUAACUGGUGGAAGGAGCCAUUCCUUUGCUUUCUCUGCUGUACGCAUCGGUGCGUGUUACACACAACAAUAUUACUGAAAACACACUAUGUGUUAAACAUGUUUGAUGAGUGAAAGCCAAAAGGGGACGUGCAGGUAAACGUUUCUAAGACCAAAAGGAAAUACGGGUUAUCAGUGAGUUCCCUGCUUGAUAGAAAAAUACUUGGAGAAGCAUGAAAGU
Messenger RNA from Phyllostomus discolor (pale spear-nosed bat), 1074 nucleotides. RefSeq lists its product as uncharacterized. Gene Ontology annotation, cellular component: plasma membrane. Gene Ontology annotation, biological process: cell surface receptor signaling pathway. Lineage: Eukaryota; Metazoa; Chordata; Mammalia; Chiroptera; Phyllostomidae. The record is from RefSeq and is a predicted model, not a curated record. The transcript has 2 exons. The coding region runs from base 220 to 933 and encodes 237 amino acids.